AUGAGGGUGAUCACAUGGGAUAACAGCCUGAUCAUGGAGUUUCUCAGUGACACAGAAGGUGACCAGUUUCUGAGCACCAUCGAUCUGUCUGAUGUGGAUGAGUGGUUCGAGGACACAAAACGAGAUCUCAUAGCAAAAAAGUCUUCUUUGCAACGAUGUGGUGAAAACAGUGAUGGUAAAGAAGAGACAAGAGUUCAGCCUAACAAUGACCCAUCCAUGGAGAGUUGUGAGGCAGGACUAAUCAGUGUCAGUCAACAACUGGGUGAGUUAGCUGAUGACACACCUGCACAGGUACAUGUACUAAUUGCGGACAGGGGAUAUGUAGAGAAUGGGCAGGUUAUGAGGGAGGAGACUUCUGCUGGUAAGAGAAAAGACCUCCUUCAGCAACGUCAGGAUAAAGCAAGAUGUGUUGCUACAAAACAAUGUAGUCCUGACGGUAUAACUGAUGUUGACCGAGAAGUGUGCUGCAGCCCAGUGACAGUUCUACUUGUUCGUCACAACAACGAGUCAACGGUUACUACUUUGUGGGAUGGUGUGUCAAGUGAGCAGAGUCACAAAGAUGGGGAUGAGGACAUAGAUAAGGAGGUGUUCAUAAUGUCAGAAGAGGAGGAGAUUGAUUUUGAAGAUGAUGAUGAAGAUUCCACUGAUGAUAAUGAUAAUGAAGAUGAUAAUGAUAAUGAUAUCGGAGCAGAUAUCAUUAGUACAAAUGUUGUUGAUGUUAAGCAAGUUACAAUGAACGGUGACAUCAGAUGUGAAAAACUUAGUGUCAUGCAUGAUAAACCUGUCCUGUCUGACAACAGGGUAGGUGAGAGGAAUAAUGUGAUGACAUCAUCAUGUGAUGACAAAUUAAUCCCAUCUGAUACGACUGAGGAUGAGGAUGAAGCAAUCCUCUCAGGCACCAGCACCCUCCCCUGGCUGUCAUCUGAAUGCACUCACCUCAAUCUGUUAUCCAGUUCUUCAGCUUCUGAUUCUGACUCUUUGAUCUCGAGGCAAAUAAUGAGUCCUCGUAAACGGACAAAGCAACUUAGUGACCGGGAGGGCUCACAUACUACCUGUCAAUCAGGUACUGAGGUUGAACAGGUGGAGGAUGAAGAGAGAUUGUCACAGGAUUCUAGUCUAGAGGAGCAAAUAAUGAGUCCUCGUAAACGGCCAAAGCAACUCAGUGACUCGGAGGGCUCAGAUACUACCUGUCAAUCAGGUACUGAGGUUGAACAGGUGGAGGAUGAAGAGAGAUUGUCACAGGAUUCUAGUCUAGAGGAGCAAAUAAUGAGUCCUCGUAAACGGCCAAAGCAACUCAGUGACCGGGAGGGCUCACAUACUACCUGUCAAUCAGAUACUGAGGUUGAACAGGUGGGGGAUGAAGAGAGAUUGUCACAGGAUUCUAGUCUAGAGGAGCAAAUAAUGAGUGCUCGUAAACGGACAAAGCAACUCAGUGACCGGGAGGGCUCAGACACUACCUGUCAAUCAGGUACUGAGGUUGAACAGGUGGAGGAUGAAGAGAGAUUGUCACAGGAUUCUAGUCUAGAGGAGCAAAUAAUGAGUCCUCGUAAACGGCCAAAGCAACUCAGUGACCGGGAGGGCUCACAUACUACCUGUCAAUCAGGUACUGAGGUUGAACAGGUGGGGGAUGAAGAGAGAUUGUCACAGGAUUCUAGUCUAGAGGAGCAAAUAAUGAGUCCUCGUAAACGGACAAAGCAACUCAGUGACCGGGCGGGCUCACAUACUACCUGUCAAUCAGAUACUGAGGUUGAACAGGUGGAGGAUGAAGAGAGAUUGUCACAGGAUUCUAGUCUACAGUUGGAGGAACCCAUAGGUAGCACACCUGAACCGCCAAAGCACGUUUAUAGUGACUCUGAGGAAUGGGACAAUGAGUAUAGCGACCUUAAGUCUGUCAGGUGUACAGAUAAUUCAGGAGAGGUCCACAGUGUGUGUCACAGAAUUAUGGAGGGGGAGGAUGUGGACAGUGACAUGGAGGCAGUGGAUAAGAGCCUCAUCCUAGGUCCUUGGGACGAAAAACAUGGCCGGCAAGAGACCAAGAGAAAACUACAAGUGCAACGGGAGAAAAAACUAAAAGAAGUGAAAAAGAACUGGAAAGACAGGAGGUCAAUAGAGGCUGAAGAUAAGAACCCAAAGUACAGAAGGAUUAGGAUGCCAGAAGAUUCAGGGUCCAGUCAAGAUGAGAUGUCUGAUAAUGCAGCGAUGUCAAAUUCUGAGGGUAGCCAGGGUGGUGAUCACCGGUAAGUCAUUCAUAUGUACAUGUAUCUUGUCAGCCAU
This is a messenger RNA of Liolophura sinensis, 2274 nucleotides long. RefSeq names its product clumping factor A-like. The record is from RefSeq and is a predicted model, not a curated record. The coding region runs from base 1 to 2241 and encodes 746 amino acids. Lineage: Eukaryota; Metazoa; Mollusca; Polyplacophora; Chitonida; Chitonidae. The transcript has 4 exons.